AUGCCUCCCCAAAAGCAGAUGUACCAGAAGGAUGAGGUCGUGCUGUGUUUCCACCAUGACAUUUUAUACGAUGCGAAGAUCCUAGAUUCGAGGCUGGAGAAUCCAAAGGAUAAAAGUAGCUUAUACGAAUAUCGGGUUCAUUACAAAGGCUGGAAAAAUACAUGGGAUGAUUGGGUUGCCCAAGAUCGCCUUCGAAAAUACAAUGACGAAAAUAGAGAACUCGCGGCAACUCUUCGGCGACAAGCGGAGGCAGCCAUGCGGAGCAGGACAAAAUCCGGGAAGAAAAAGGCUGCCGAUGCGGCAUCGCGAGCUAGCGAAGAUCGGCCGUCUCGAAAACGGGGAAGAGAAACGGAGAUUGAAACAGAGGAGGAUUUUGACGCAAGGCCCACCAUACGCAUGCUUAUGCCCGAGAGACUCAAAGAGUAUCUUGUGGACGAUUGGGAGUUUGUCACAAAAGACAAGAGUGUGGUUCCGCUACCAGCAAAAUCGCCCGUAAACAGCGUACUUGAUCGCUACCUACAAGAGGAGAAGAAUAAUAGCACUAGAAACAGCCAAGCCGAGCAGGACGUGCUUCAAGAAGUGGUGGAUGGCCUUAAGAAAUACUUUGACAAAACGCUUGGGAGAAUUUUGCUCUAUGCCCUCGAAAGGCGACAGUAUGUUACAGAGCGGAAAAGAUGGGAGUCGAACGCCCCUGGUUAUGAAGGAAAAGGGGCUGCCGAUGUGUAUGGCGUGGAACAUCUAACAAGAAUGCUGUCACUUCUACCUGAACUCCUUGCCCAAACCAACCUUAGCCCACAGGCCACGAAUCGACUACGCAGAGAACUAGUAGUAUUCAUGCAAUGGCUCAGCAAACAUGCGGAUGAGCUUUUCACGGAAACUUACGAACCGCUCGACCGGGAUUAUGUCGAGGAGGUGGAAGAGCGGUAUCGACAGACGGAUGAACAUACUGGCACGGCGACUGCUAGAUUAUUCAGCGACAGGCCUGCCGAGCGCUUUCUUUCUGGGUUUAGUAGAAUGGGCAAGGGUAGGCUCGGUGGUGGGAACGGGGACGAAGGCGAGGAUGAUGAAGAGGAAGAAGAUGAGGACGAUGAAGAAGGUGACGAGGACGAUGAGGAGGAGGAUGAUGACGAUGAUGAUGAAGGCGAGGAUGACGAAGACGAAGACGAAGAGGAAGAAGAAGCCGAGUCUGAGUAA
Messenger RNA from Uncinocarpus reesii 1704, 1194 nucleotides. RefSeq lists its product as uncharacterized. The coding region runs from base 1 to 1194 and encodes 397 amino acids. Gene Ontology annotation, cellular component: nucleus; Rpd3S complex; NuA4 histone acetyltransferase complex. Gene Ontology annotation, biological process: chromatin organization; regulation of DNA-templated transcription. The record is from RefSeq and is a predicted model, not a curated record. The transcript has 4 exons. Lineage: Eukaryota; Fungi; Ascomycota; Eurotiomycetes; Onygenales; Onygenaceae.